Molecule: messenger RNA, 1322 nt
Organism: Vigna angularis (adzuki bean)
Lineage: Eukaryota; Viridiplantae; Streptophyta; Magnoliopsida; Fabales; Fabaceae
Exons: 2
Coding region: 360-758 (132 amino acids)
Source: RefSeq, a predicted model, not a curated record
AGUGAUGAACCUUAUAAGACCCUUGGUUUUUGUUGUCCCUCUGUACCAUAGUUAGUCAGAGAUGCUUGUCUUUCUUUGUCAUGUCCCUCUGUCUCAUCAUUUCAAUGUCUCCUUCAUCUCACUCCUAACAUAUCACUGCUCAAAUGCUACCCAACCUCACCCAUCCCACUUUCUGACUUGUGACUACCGAUGAUUUCUCUCUAACAUAGCACUGAAACAGCUUCAUGCAUGUUCUCUCUCUCAUGAGAGCAAAUAUCAUAAACUAAAAUAACUUGCUUUCUCUCACUCUUUGUUCUCUUGAUUAGUUUAAUGAGAAAGAUAGAGCUACAAAAAAGUAGUGCUGCCAAGUUUAUGUUGUGAUGAUGGGUGUUGAAGCCACAGCUCCAACAGUGGCACCCUUCAGAUCAGACCAUUGGAAGCAGUUUGAUGACUCGGUGAAUGCAGUGUCUUUUGGGUUUGUUGCCACUGCCAUCCUCAUUUCUAUGUUUCUUCUUCUGGCUAUCUUUGAGAGGUUUCUUAGGCAUAGAUCAAGUGAAGCCAGUGCUGCAACUCCAGUAGAUCUUGAACACCAAAUCAACCUUGUUGGAAAGUUGGAAAAUCUAUCACCAAAGAUGAGCAUUUAUGGAAGAGUGGUACUGGUGUUGAUGCCUGGAGAGCAGAUUCCUUCGUUCAUUGCACUUCCUUUUCCCACACCAUGUCGCCGCGAGCCCAUGUCAUGGCCUAUUCAACACAGUUCACAUACUUCCUUCCACCUUUAGCAUCAACGACAGACAUUAAUCUAACUAGAAUAUGAUGUUGUUCAUCCCUUUUGAACUGGGAAGAAUUAGAUGUCAUUUAGCAUCACAUAGUUGAAACCAUUUUCCUCUCUGAUCAAUUAGGUGAUCUCCUACUUAGAUAUAAUAUGUGUAUUAGAUUUGAGCUUAAUUAGAAUCAAUUAUCAUUAAGUGAAAUAAUCUAAUCAAGUCUAAAACUUGACUCAGAUCCAACAAUACGAUGUUAAACAAUUGCAUUGUAAUUCACAAUGAAAGUUCCUUCCAAAGCAUGGAAUUUUGAGAAGUUACCUUUUCCGAGGAAGUUAUGGUUAAAGUUAGAUGCCUUUUGAGUUAUCAUGCAGAGUUGCGUGGUGCUCAAGCAGUUCAGGGAUUUGUUGUUUUGAUCUGUCAAAGUGAGUGGAAGAUCAUUACAUCCUCUUUUCUCAGAGGCACAAUGAUUAAUAAUACUGUAAUAAAUAUUCUUGCUGAGAACAUAGAAUGAGGGAAGAAUAGAUUUACGCUGUCUUAUGGUUACAAAAUUAUUAUGAAUAUUGACGAUUUUCAGAAUAA